AUGGGAUUUCUUCUCGAAUCAAAAAGGCCGGAGGGUUUUCUCGUGAACACGGACACCUAUCAUUUCAAUGUAGUGACGGUUUAUCCGUCAACAGCAGACUUUGCAUCGCGGCAAGGCAUCUCACACUGCAUUACGGAUCAGAACUGUUUCGUAUGGAGAAUUGCCAUGGAAAAUAUCAUUCGUUUUUCACUAGUGUCUCCAAAGCAUGAACCAAGUUUCGGGAGGGAAAACUCUCCCACGAUGGAUAUGACGCUUAGAGGCCGUUUCGCACCCAGACAACAAUAUCCCGGCAAACGCGACCCUCAAGAUC
Opisthorchis viverrini is the source of this 310-nucleotide messenger RNA. RefSeq lists its product as hypothetical. The annotation marks the transcript as partial. The transcript has 2 exons. The record is from RefSeq and is a predicted model, not a curated record. Lineage: Eukaryota; Metazoa; Platyhelminthes; Trematoda; Opisthorchiida; Opisthorchiidae.